AUGUCAUUAGGCUACUCACCACUUCCAGAAAGCGAUUACAGUCAUCGUCCCACAAUGCAGCGUUUAUCCCACGCUGAGCUCAACUGUGUCACCGAGCCAACCCGGUUAUCUAUUAAUGAAGACGGUCACUUGAUCCAGGAUCGAUCCGGUCGCACGAUAACGCUUAAAGGGAUCAAUUUAGAUCCUUCCAUGAAGCUCCCGGCUGUUCCGGUGGUUCAUUCAUAUGAUUCUGCACGAGAUGGACUAUUCUGGGAUAGCGGUGAUCGAGUCUCGUUUGUGGGUAGGCCGUUUCCCUUGGAGGAAGCCAGUACGCAUUUCAAAAGGAUCAAAUCAUGGGGUUAUAACACUAUCAGAUAUGUUUUUACAUGGGAAGCUAUUGAACAUGAAGGUCCGGAUAUUUACGAUGACGAUUUCAUCGAUUACACUGUGAAGAUACUGAAGGUUAUAGAGGAGGUGGGUGGAUUGUAUGUCAUCAUUGAUCCGCACCAAGAUGUUUGGUCCAGGUUCACCGGAGGCUCUGGAGCCCCUCUGUGGACUCUUUACGCUGCCGGAUUUGAGCCCAGAAACUUUUCAAAGAACGAGGCUGCUUUUUUGCAGAACACUUAUCCAGACCCCCACAACUACCCUAAGAUGGUGUGGCCCUCCAAUUACACUAGACUUGCAACUCAAACUAUGAUGACUAUGUUCUUCAGUGGAAGGAUGUUCUUGCCCAAGGCUAUAAUUGGAGGAGUUAAUAUCCAGGAUUAUCUGCAAGGGCAUUUCAUAGAGGCCUUCAAAUACCUGGUGGGCUCGAUAAAGUGUCUCGUUCCGGAGCUCUUCAACACCGUCAUUCUUGCUGUCGAAAGUCUUAAUGAGCCAAAUUGGGGCAUUUAUGGCAAUUCCAAUAUUGGGGAGUUACCCAAGGAUCAGCAGUUGAGGAUCGAUACUACUCCAACUGCAUUUCAGGGUAUGAAGUUGGGAAUGGGGUAUGCGGAACCAGUAGAUACCUACUACAUCUCUGUGUUUGGACCCCGUAAAAGCGGAACAAAACUGGUAGAUCCAGAUGGUGUAAAAGCGUGGAUCGACGACGAUUCUAUGGAUAAGCAUUAUGGAUUUCAAAGAGAUCCCGGAUGGAAGUUGGGCACUUGUAUCUUCGCGCAACACGGAGUGUGGGAUGCCGACUCCCGUGAGCUGUUGAUUCCAGAUUACUUCGCAACAGAUCCAAGAACAGGAGAUUCUUUGACUACAGAGUCGUUCAUCAACAUCAACUUUGUUCAAUUCUACCAGGGGUACAGGAAUGCCAUGAGGCAAGUUGAUGAUUCGAUUAUGUUGAUCAUGCAAGCACCGGUGUUUGAGAUUCCUCCCCACGUGAAAGGUACUGCUCUGAUCGAUAGUCGCACUCUUGUAGCUCAACACUACUACGAUGGAAUGUCACUGAUGUUCAAGACGUGGAAUAGGAAAUACAAUGUGGAUACAUUGGGAAUCAUGAGAGGAAGAUACUCGAACCCGGUGUUCGGGGUUGUUCUGGGUGAAAGCAAUAUCAGGAGGUCCAUUAGAGAUCAGAUGAGAGAGCUUGCAAGAGAAACUGUUGAAAAUGUAGGUAAGGUGCCGUUGAUCAUUACAGAAACAGGCAUGCCUUUCGAUAUGGAUGACAAGAUUGCUUUCAAAAAUGGCGACUAUUCGUCUCAGAUGAGUGCGUUGGAUGCCAUUGGCUAUGCUUUAGAAGGUGCUCAAUUGUCACACACCUAUUGGUGUUAUUCGCAUAUUAAUUGCCAUGAAUGGGGUGACCGUUGGAAUAACGAGGAUUUCUCGUUUUGGUCCGAGGAUGAGAUCCAAAAGACUGCUUUGGCGGACUACAGUCAAGUAAGCUCCAGUGACUCUGAAACGCUCGAUAACGUGGACCUUGACUCUAACGUGUUUCCGGGGACUCGCGUUGCCGAUGCUAUCAUUCGUCCAUAUGCAGCUCUCGUCAAUGGUGUGAUCACCGAAUGCGAAUUUGAUCUGAAGUCGGGAAAAUUCACGCUUUCUAUCGCUCCUAGUGAUCUCAAAGAGCCAACCGUGGUUUUCCUUCCCCAGAGGCAUUUUAGACCUGGCUAUUUCGAGGUCACAGUCUCAAAUGGAUACACCGAACUAAAGACGAGCAACACAAUUCAGAUUCUUGAAUGGUAUUACGACAAUUCUAGCUCUGAAGUUCAACUUGAGGUCGUUAAAGAGGUUGACAACGAGCUCUACGAGUCUUCCAUCAUUCAGUCGUUAAACCUGGCAGCCUGUGGGUGUUUUUGA
Kuraishia capsulata CBS 1993 is the source of this 2262-nucleotide messenger RNA. RefSeq lists its product as uncharacterized. The record is from RefSeq and is a predicted model, not a curated record. Gene Ontology annotation, biological process: carbohydrate metabolic process; ergosteryl 3-beta-D-glucoside catabolic process. The transcript has a single exon. Bases 1 to 2262 code for a protein of 753 amino acids. Gene Ontology annotation, molecular function: steryl-beta-glucosidase activity. Lineage: Eukaryota; Fungi; Ascomycota; Pichiomycetes; Pichiales; Pichiaceae.